AUGACUCUCCGACCCACCACCGCCGCCGCCCUGCGGCCGAUUUCACCGUCCACACGGCGGAGACGCCUCCUUCCGUCCUUCCUCCUCGCCGCCCUCCUUCUCUCCCUACUCUCCUCCUCCCAAAUCCCCCUCGCCUCCGCCCAGGAGUCCCAAAUCGACCUUCCCAAAAUCGAGGCAGCCGCCGCCGCCCUCGCCUUCGAAAACCCCAGCCUCCGGCGGGCCUACGUCGCCCUCCAGGCGUGGAAGCUCGCCAUCUUCUCCGACCCGCUCAAUUUCACCUCCAACUGGACCGGCCCCGACGUCUGCUCAUACGGCGGCGUCUUCUGCGCCCCGUCCCCCGCCAACGCCUCCGCCCGGGUAGUCGCCGGCAUCGACCUCAACCACGGCGACAUCGCCGGGUACCUCCCGGAGGAGGUCGGACUUCUCACCGACCUCGCCCUCCUCCACAUUAACUCCAACAGGUUCUGCGGAUUGGUCCCCAAAACCUUCGAAAAAUUGAAACUCCUCUUCGAAUUAGAUCUGAGCAACAACCGAUUUGUUGGGGGUUUCCCCAAAAUCGUCCUCUCCAUGCCGUCGCUGAAGUUCCUUGACCUGAGGUUCAACGAUUUCGAGGGCGGCGUGCCGAGCGAGUUGUUCGACAAGAAACUCGACGCUCUCUUUCUGAACGACAACCGGUUCCGGUUUGGGAUACCGGAGAAUCUCGGGAACUCGCCGGUUUCGGUUUUAGUCCUGGCGAAUAACAAUCUCGGCGGGUGCAUUCCUUCGAGCGUGGGGAAGAUGGGGAGGACUCUGAACGAGCUGAUUCUGAUGAACGACAAUCUGACCGGGUGCCUGCCAGCAUCGUUCGGGAAGCUCGACCAACUGACCGUGCUCGACUUGAGCUCCAAUGGGUUGCAGGGCCCACUGCCGGUGGAAAUCGGGCAGAUGAGGAGCCUGGAACAGCUGAACGUGGCGCGGAACAAGCUGACUGGGCAGGUUACGGCUGGCGUGUGCGGGCUGCCCAGGCUGCAGAACUUCACGUAUUCGUUCAAUUAUUUCACGGGGGAGGAUGCCCAGUGCGGAAGGUUCGGUGGGGGCAGCGGGCGGGAGAAUUGUAUCCCGAACAGGGCGGAUCAAAGGACGCCGGGCGAGUGCUCGUCGCUCGACGCCAAGCCGUUUGACUGCCGGAAGUCAAAGUGUGGCGGAGGGUUCACGCCGGUCAAUCCUUCUCAAUCGCCACCGCCGCCUUCGACGAAGAGUUCACCCACCGUUAGGUCACAUUCACCGCCUCCGCCGCAACCACCGGGAACCAAAUCUCCCCAGCCGCCUCCGCCACCACCUCCGCCUACACACAAAGUAUCUCCGGGAAGUCAUCUUCCACCUCAUCCACCAACUCACAAGGUCUCUCCGGGAAGUCGUCUUCCACCACCACCUCCUCCACUGCCGCCACCUCCACCGCCUCCAAUGGAACAUCACUACUCUCCGCCACCGCCUCAAUCCAAGUCUUCCCCUACGACACAUCAUAAAUCCCCACCUCCUUUGCCAUCGUCUCCACCUCCACAAUCUCCACCGCCGCCACCUAAGACCGAAGAAUAUCACUAUUCUCCACCACCACCACCCGAACACAAAUCCUCCCCCACCACACAAUACAAAUCUCCUCCUCCACUACCACCACCACCAUAUGUAUACUCAUUACCUCCUCCACCAUCACCUUCACCUCCACCAUAUGUAUACUCAUCACCUCCUCCACCAUCACCUUCACCUCCGCCGCCCUACGUCUACUCAUCACCACCACCUCCUUCACCAUCUCCACCGCCACCACCACUGCCACCGCCACCGCCACCGUAUAUCUACUCAUCACCGCCACCUCCUUCACCACACAUACACUCAUCACCGCCACCACCAUCUCCACCACCGCUGUUGGUUUACUCAUCACCGCCACCACCACCUUCACCAUCCCCACUGCCACCAUAUGUCUACUCAUCACCACCACCUCCUUCAUCAUCACCACCACAAUACGUACACUCAUCACCGCCACCACCACCACCUUCACCAUCACCACCGCCACCAUAUGUAUACUCAUCACCACCGCCUCCGUCACCGCCACCAUACGUACACUCAUCACCGCCACCACCAUCACCACCACCACCACCAUAUGUCUACUCAUCACCUCCACAUCCUUCACCGGCACAGUCACCAUAUGUACACUCAUCAUCGCCACCACCACCACCUUCACCAUCACCACCGCCACCAUAUGUCAACUCAUCACCGCCACCUCCCAAGUGCUCGCCGCCACCACCACCGCCACACAAACACACAUCAAACCCACCACCACACGAACACAUACCGCUACCUCCAAUAAUGGGUGUGCCCUACGCAUCCCCACCGCCUCCCCUCAUUCCAUACUACUGA
Molecule: messenger RNA, 2391 nt
Organism: Striga hermonthica
Lineage: Eukaryota; Viridiplantae; Streptophyta; Magnoliopsida; Lamiales; Orobanchaceae
Source: the annotation of a GenBank genome assembly